UAAUUGCACACGACAUAAACACCCAGCACUAGGAUUUAGGGUUUCCUUGUGUCUACCUAAAAAGCCGCCGCCGCCGCCCCCAUACCACGCUGCAAACACCUCCUGCCUCCCUCGCCGCCGCCGUCUCCCACAUCUCCCCAUGGCGUCGGAGAAGAAGCAGUCGAACCCGAUGCGGGAGAUGAAGGUCCAGAAGCUCGUCCUCAACAUCUCCGUCGGCGAGAGUGGCGAUCGCCUCACCCGCGCCGCCAAGGUGCUCGAGCAGCUGAGCGGGCAGUCACCGGUGUUCUCCAAGGCGAGGUACACUGUGAGGUCGUUCGGCAUCAGGCGUAAUGAGAAGAUCGCGUGUUAUGUGACAGUCAGGGGAGAGAAGGCAAUGCAGUUGUUGGAUAGUGGCCUGAAGGUGAAGGAGUAUGAGCUCCUGAGGAGGAACUUCAGUGAGACUGGUUGCUUCGGGUUUGGUAUUCAGGAGCACAUUGAUCUUGGCAUCAAGUAUGACCCAUCUACUGGUAUCUACGGCAUGGACUUCUAUGUUGUUCUUGAGCGUGCUGGAUACCGUGUUGCCCGCCGCCGCAGGUGCAAGUCCCGGGUUGGCAUUCAGCACAGGGUCACCAAGGAGGACGCCAUGAAGUGGUUCCAGGUCAAGUAUGAGGGUAUCAUCCUCAACAAGGCCCAAGCCAACACCUCCUAAGCAUCACGAGAAGAGUUUAGUCCUCUUUAGAAGUUGAGUUAAUUAAGUUCCAUUUGUUUGGUGGAUUUGUAUGAUUUCUAGAAGAAACCAAAUGCCUUAUCGGUUUUGCCUGUUUUGGGGUUGGAUCUUUUUUGGGGCGCUCUGUAGUCAGCCUAAUUCUCACUUCUUUUUUACCCUCAGCAAUAUAUACAUGCCUGGCAUAUUCUGU
This is a messenger RNA of Phragmites australis (common reed), 896 nucleotides long. RefSeq names its product large ribosomal subunit protein uL5-like. Gene Ontology annotation, molecular function: structural constituent of ribosome; RNA binding. The record is from RefSeq and is a predicted model, not a curated record. Gene Ontology annotation, biological process: translation. Bases 140 to 688 code for a protein of 182 amino acids. Gene Ontology annotation, cellular component: cytosolic large ribosomal subunit; ribosome. NCBI's taxonomy places the organism in Eukaryota, Viridiplantae, Streptophyta, Magnoliopsida, Poales, Poaceae. The transcript is spliced from 5 exons.